Messenger RNA from Myotis myotis, 3288 nucleotides. RefSeq names its product sterile alpha motif domain containing 12 (gene SAMD12). Lineage: Eukaryota; Metazoa; Chordata; Mammalia; Chiroptera; Vespertilionidae. Gene Ontology annotation, cellular component: cytoplasmic side of plasma membrane. The record is from RefSeq and is a predicted model, not a curated record. The coding region runs from base 142 to 627 and encodes 161 amino acids. Gene Ontology annotation, molecular function: protein binding. Gene Ontology annotation, biological process: cell surface receptor protein tyrosine kinase signaling pathway. The transcript has 5 exons.
GUCUGCGUGACCGCGGCAGGUUGGUCCCGGAGCAGAUGAGCGCAGAAUAUUUAGGCGAAAGCGCACGGAGGGGGGUUGUGCGGGGAAGGAGGAGUACCUCGGCCAAGAAAAUUAUGCAUGCGUUAGGGAAGCUGUGAGAGAAUGGCUGUGGAAGCUCUCCACUGCGGUUUGAAUCCACGGGGUAUUGAUCAUCCUGCUCAUACUGAAGGCAUUAAACUGCAAAUUGAAGGUGAAGGUGUUGAGUCUCAACCCAUUAAAAACAAACAUUUCCAGAAGGUGCUUGACCAAAAAGGAACCCCUAAGCGACUGCAGGCAGAAGCUGAGACGGCUAAGUCGUCUACGGUGAAGCUGUCAAAACCAGUGGCUCUGUGGACUCAGCAGGAUGUCUGCAAGUGGUUGAAGAAACAUUGUCCGAAUCAGUAUCAGAUCUACAGCGAGUCAUUCAAACAGCAUGACAUAACUGGGCGAGCUUUGCUGAGACUUACUGACAAAAAGCUUGAGCGAAUGGGGAUUGCCCAGGAGAACCUCCGGCAGCACAUCUUGCAACAGGUGCUCCAGCUGAAGGUGCGGGAAGAAGUCAGAAACCUACAGUUACUCACACAAGCCUCAAUCGAGGGUUCUCCAUAAACGUGGUGAGCCUUCCAAGCUCCUCUCCUGCCAGUGGAUAUGAACACGACCUGCUCCUCCCAGAGAGACUAACUCGUGGCCCUGCCAGACGAUCCCCUUGGAGCAUUGACAGAUUAACCAGAUUAACUGCGGGGGAAAGCACCCAUCCAGUCAAGCUGAUGGGCUUUGGAAAAUCUUAGCUUGCCGUGGAUUUGAAAACGAGGUGCAUUACAUGCAGUGCCCACUCGUUGCAAGCGGUCAUCGGCAGACGAUUAGCUGGAAAAUUGCUUCCAGUUUUCAUCACUGUGCAUCACUCCGGCCCCCUUCGGGGAGCUGUCUGUGCCCCUCCCUGGAAGUCCUGUUUCUGCAUGGCAUCUACUGGAUUCUCUUACUAUGUGUGCAGAUGGCAUGAUGUGUUAGACAACAAUUACAGCAGUUUUGCAAUCUCGGUGGAGGUGUUUACCAUAGUGUGCCCUGGUAGGAAUGUCCACAUGUCUCCAUUAUGUUAGGUAUAACAUCUAAAAGUAUUCUGUCCAACUCUUAAGCACUUUAUAGGAGACACGAAUCAGCACGUUCAGUACCUGUGAGAAAACAAGUAUUUUCUUUUUUGUUUUUUUCUUUAUAAAUCUUGUCUUAUUUCUGGCGCAGACUGUCCGAGACAAAGUCCACUCCUAGCAUAUCCCCAGUUGUUUAUGGUAGAUCAGUGUAAAUAUGGCCACAAUACUGUUAGACUUAACCUCUUGACACUUUCCUGAACAACUGGAUCCCAAAGGAAAGUAGAAGUGGGCUGAUUGUAAUACCUUAGCUCCUGGCUCCUGGCUCCUUGCACUGAGGCACAACGUAACCACUUGCACAUACAACCACUCAAACACAGGAGGCUUCUCCUUGGCCAGCGUGCAUGCUCUCGAAGUCUAUAGAAGAGUUCUUUCAAAUCAAAAACAGGGAAAUGGCCUUCUUUUAAUCGAAGACCAUGCUGGGUGGAUGUUAAGGGCAGCAGAAUGCAGUUUGCCAGUGGUCUGACUUUAAAACCGUGGAAGACUUCCUAGGUCAAGUUCAAAUCAUAGCUCUCUGGGGAGAAAAACCAGCAAGUGACUCCUGGGUGCCUAGAGAAGGAAAAAGAUCCAAUUGCACAUGAGGUUUUCUCCUCAAUAGAGAACCUGCUAGUCCCUGUUAAUUCUUUCUAGGAUUAUACCCACAACUAGUUUUUUGUUUGUUUGUUUGUUUGUUUUACUGUCUUACAACAAAGCACAGAUCUGGGGAAAAGGUUAAUCCAGUUAUUGCUUAUCUUUAAGCAUUAGAAAAUUGUCCAAUGAACUGACCCUACAGAAUGUUUUAGCAUUUUUUCCCCUGAAAAUAUAAAUUUGGCUGAAUCAAAAACUCAGCAAAGCAUUUCUGUGUGCCCAUGGUCUCAGCCUGGCACUGACAGGCAUGGAAUAAUUUGCUAUAAAUACAUGAAACAACUCUGGGACCCUUCCAGCACAAGCAAGCUGUGCCUUUUAGGGGGUCACCAGACACCCUCUCCCGCGUUUUGCUUCCCCUGGGGUCUCAGGAAACCAUAGCCCACUGAAAAAAAGGGCUUAUACUGAGAUUUGGAAACCUGACAGGGAAGAGCAAAGAGGUCAAAGGUGAUGGGGGUGAGUAGGGUGACUCACCCGUCAGGUUGUGGUGCCAAAGAAGGGGGCUUCCAAGAGGGAACUCAGAGGAGUUUCAAUAUCCCCAAGAGCUGACCCUCCAACAUGUUAGCAAUAGGACCAUCAGGCCCCCCAGCAGACCACAGUUCUUUACAAACCCUGCUGCCAACUCCUCUGGACAUAGCAUGCCAAUCUCCUCUCACCUCCUCGGUUUCAAUUCUAAGAGCAGGGUUUCCUCCUUUCCUUCCUCCCUUUAUUCAGCAAGGAUUUGCUGAGCACCUACUGUGUGCCAAACAUUGUGCUGGGGCAGCAACAGUGUACAAGGCAGAGUCUCUCCACCUUUUGAAAGAGCUCCUUCUCCCGAACACUGUCCCCACCCCGUCUUUUUCAUAAUGAUGCCAGCACUGGGACAGCAUUCACCCCCUGCCAGAGUAAGCUGGGGAAAUGCCUGGAAAAGGGGGCAGAGGAGGAAGGGGUGGUGGACGGCAUUGAGCCACGUAUUGGCACCCUUCAUGCAUAGCCAACUCUCCCAGGGCCCAGAUGUAGCUGGGAAGAGCUUCCCAGAGCAGCUCUCCAUUGGUUUCUUUGAUGUCUAUCCUGGUCACCUAUAUUGCCAUCCUUUUCAGAGACACAAAAACCUCCUUGCUGUAUUCUCUGAAACUCCAAUUCCAUAAUUAGUCCUGGGGACACAGAAUUGGACCUGAUGCAUCCAAGAGAACUACUGCCAGAUGCUGAGAGAGCGUAGCUGGGAAUUGAUUGGUUUAACCAGGACUUUCUGAGACCACUGCGAACACCCGUGGAAAGCCAGACACGCUUGAUGGUGCAGAUGUUCAUAAAAUGACGAUGGUUCAUCUUCAUCCUUACUUACUCUGGCUUUUGUGAAAUACAUUCUGAGCAAUUAAAUAAGUUGAGUUUCCUAGCUUUUUUCUUUCAGUUAAAAGAGUGCUGGAACAUGGUGGUGGGUGAAGUUGGAGCUGGGGAAGACGAAGAAGACAAUGGAAGAGCCCAGUUGAAGAUGGAGACGGCUUCUCUAAAAAUGCCUUAAUUCCUG